CACGGUCCCUGAAUACAGCAUCAGGAGGGCCUGAUCUUGAUCGGACCGCCUUGUGCUGUUGGACUGUUUCCGGUUGUCAGCUGCGUGUCUGUGUACUCUCACAGUGUCAACGGCUUUCUGGGAUAAGUCUUACUGGUUUUCCCGUUUCAGUACACUUUAUUGAAACUUUAUUAGAAAAGCAGCUUCCGGGAUGAACGCGCUGCUGCGGCGGAGUGACGUGCGACGGGUUGGGACGUUGAGAGACAGGCUUCCAUGUGACGGCGCCCGCGGUGACCUUUGACCUCAGGAAAGUUGAACUAACGCCUCUGGAGCAGCGAAAACUGACCUUCGACUCCCACGCCAUGGUGACGGAGUUGGAGCGCAGCGGUUUUGACAAGCGGCAGGCGGAGCUGAUUGUCUCAGCUCUGGUCACUCUGACCACAGCCAACAUGGACAUCGUUUACAAAGACAUGGUGACCAAAGCACACCAGGAAAUUGCAGUGCAGCAGAUCAUGGCUCACCUGGACUCCAUCAGGAAGGACAUGGUGAUCUUGGAGAAGAGCGAGUUUGCCAACCUGCGGUCUGAAAACACGAAAAUGAAGCGAGAGCUGGAGCAGCUCAGAAACCGCCUGCAGGAGGAGACUCAGAAAGUCCGAGCAGAAACCAAACUGGACAUCAACCUGGAGAGCAGCAGGAUCUCCGACAUGUUUACUGAACAGGAGAAGAAGCUGAUGGAGGCCACCACUGAGUUUCAUCAGAAGAAAGCCGACCUGGAACACGACAACAUGGAGAUCAACAAGAAGAUGGACCUGCAGGUGGCCUCACUCAAAACCAUCCUGGAGUCUCUCAAACUGAAGACCGUCCGCUACCUGGCAGCGACCGUGUUCUCCUGCCUGGCCAUCGCUCUGGGAGUCUACCGCCUGUGGAGGUGAACAUCGGACCACGAACCUAAACGUGUAACUCGUAUUCAUCCCCCACACAAAGUACAGUGAGGAUGAUGAGCUAAACCAUGAGUGUGAAAUAUUUAAGUACAUUUAAUCAAGCACAGUGAUAAGGUAUUUGUGCUUUACCUGAGUAUUUCCGUUUAAUUCCUCAUCACUACAGUUAAGAGGGAACGGUUCAGUGGUGGACGAAGUCCUCAGAUUAUGUACUUCAGUAAAAUUAUGAUGACGAUGAUAAAAAAAUACUUAAUUACACAUAAAUGUAUUGUGCUCAGAAAAAGAAUAAGCUUACAA
Molecule: messenger RNA, 1214 nt
Organism: Scatophagus argus
Lineage: Eukaryota; Metazoa; Chordata; Actinopteri; Scatophagidae
Gene: ccdc90b
Product: coiled-coil domain containing 90B
Exons: 9
Coding region: 342-911 (189 amino acids)
Cellular component (GO): mitochondrion
Source: RefSeq, a predicted model, not a curated record